AUGAGGCUGCAUAUGUCAUUGCGGCUGUUACUUGGUACCGCCGCGCUGCCGCUGUGCUACCGUCGACUGUCUGAACAAAGUGUCAACCACGAGGCAAAGCGUACAUGGGCACCCAUAGCCUGA
Molecule: messenger RNA, 123 nt
Organism: Parastagonospora nodorum SN15
Lineage: Eukaryota; Fungi; Ascomycota; Dothideomycetes; Pleosporales; Phaeosphaeriaceae
Exons: 2
Coding region: 1-123 (40 amino acids)
Source: RefSeq, a predicted model, not a curated record